AUGCCACAUCGGUUGAAGAUACGAGUGAAGACCAAAGGCGUUUCGCUGACACUCGACCGAGCCAAAUUGGACGUCUCAUCAGUGUUCUACUCUUACACAUCAGAAAAAAAGGAAAGUCGAUUUUCUUUGUCGUCACUGAAACUCACGGACUUGGACAACUUGUCCGAGUGCGCAACUUCGGGGAACAACGAAAGGUGUGUUGACGUCGUCUAUCACCACACCGAGAACUCACAAUGCGAAGUCGUCUUCUAUUCUUUGACACUCCAGUUGGUCCCCCAAUUUCUGAAACGCGUGAUCAAGUCGGUCCGCCCGGUUACUGAAAGAUACUCAAAAGCUGACGGAGAGAAUUUUGAUAAUAUUACUCAGAAAAAUGAAGUACAAGAUGCGAAGAUAAAUCAGUCUCAAAACACCACUAAAAUUGUGACACGAAAGAACUUCCAUUUCACGUUUGAUACCACUCAGAUCAUCUUUAAGAACUAUUGCGGUAAUAAAUUGGUCCUCAGCACCAGUUUUGAAGGAAACGUUUACAUUCAAAAUGGUCUCCCGGACUCUGCGGGGGUUUUAGUAAAAACGACGAAACUUUCCAGUUCGAUGCAAGGGCGGGACAACAGUUCCGAUAUAGCAUUAGUCGACCUCUUGAGUAUCUCCGUCAAAUUUCAAGAGCCGCCGGUCGCCAAUUUUGCGCUUUCUGAUUUCCAAAGCCGCGUCUCAAAUCGGGACUUAGAGAACACCACCAAAUUACUGAACGAGUUGAACGACGCACUGAAACAAAUUGCGUCGUCUCAGAACACUGCGGAAGUCAAAGUCGAACAGCACAAGGCGACGCGGGGACUCAAAUUUGCACAGAAAAAUGUGAGAGAAAAAGCAGCAAAAAGAAAACCAUUUUUGUUUAAGAACAUGCGAGUUGCGCUGUCGAUGAGGAGCAUCAAAUUGGACUUCUUUUCAGAGGUCGUUUCUACGGAAGGAAAGACGGUGGAGAAACUGCCUGGACUUAUCUUCACAUGCGACGCGAUUUCGGGGGAGGUCGAAGAGAGAAAAGUGUCGGUGAAGGUCAGCAAAGGAAGUUUGGAGUACGUCAAUCGCAGUUUGAAGAAGAACGAUUGGGUCAAGGAACCAUUUAUAGAACCAUUUGAUGUAGUUGUUGACGGGGAGCUGCCAAACUGUCACAUAGAAAUUAGUCCACAAGAGAUGCUGGUGAUUAAUAUAACGCCAGAAUUUAUUUUGGUCUUGAACGAAAUAGCGAAGAACUGGUCGAAAGACGUCACAUCUGAAUUUUACAAUAACAAAGGGAAGUGUGUGAUUCAGAACUCCACUGGAAGUGUUUUAAAGUUGUUUUUAGACAACAGAAGUGUUGAAGUUGUGAGUGGCGAGACGAAAGAAGUUCAAUUGAUUUUGGAGAGGAACUUUUCAGUGCAACUUGACGAAUUUGACACGAUCAGAAUUGACGACUUCAACGACACAAGGAAAAGUAAGAAGGCGUUUGCCGUGACCAAAAGUGGGUCAGUUGCCGGGGCGAUACUUGUGAAAACAAAAUUGUCCCAGAAAUAUCAAAGUGUCCAAUUUCUGUCGCCCGUCAUUUUUAUAAAUACGACGUCCGUUCCGCUUGACGUGGUGUGGAGAAACAAUACCAUCAAAAUGGUACCAAACAUUCAAAUGGGGAUGUCGAUUUCAAUGGGGUUAAAUCCCUUCAAUUUCAUCGUCCAACACAGAACUUCGGUUACUAAGAAAGCUGCAUUUUCACAAGAUAAGUCACUUUUUACACGGACAUUUCGAGAAAGAAGCGUGAGUAUUUCUCCUAUAGAAAUUGAGAGUUUCAUGAACUUACGCUUCAAAUCGAAGAGCUCAGUAAAGUUCUUUGAGUGUUUUGUGACGCCAAUGGUCGUCGAAUUUAACGCGCCGUUCACGUUUGUUAACACGACGCCACUCGAAUUGAAAAUCACUGCGUUCAGAAUGGCGGAGGACAACACCCAACACCACGUCCAGUCGAGAGACCGAGCACUUUCUGGAGGAAAUCUCAAUAUAAAAAUGUCGCACAAAAGUGCACAUCAGAGCAAAAGACUGUCCGCAAAAAUCCAGACGACUACACAUACAACUACUCCACAAGAAGUCGCUCGUCACUCUGAAAGUGCCAGAAAUUUAAAUCGAACGGCAAUGUCCUCGAAAUGUGAUGUCCAAAAUAUGGGUCAAAAAUUGGGGGAGAUCUCCACACCACGACGGGCAAGUUUUCUGAAAACACCAUCAAAACGAUUACCCCCACCGCCGGUGAAUAUUUCAAAGACACAAGUCACCCGGAACCGCGCGUCGUCGUUCACAAAGACAGUGACUAAAAGUCCAUCGCCGCACUUCUUACCGCAGUUCCUUGCGGACUCUUUUCUGUUUGACGAAUUUGACAGAAACGUGAAAAACGGGAAGUUCCAAAACACUGAAAGUGUUGCUGUGAGUAAAUAUUCGAAGGGGAAGAUUUGUGUAGCGCCGUCGAAUGAGAAGAUUUUUUAUUUCGUUGAAAUUGAAAAGUGCGACGACAACUUCGUAUUUCCAACUAACGAGAAGAGAAGCGCAGUUCUGAAAUACUCCAAGAGCGAAAAUGCAAAGAAUGAAAUAAAGACCAUCUCGUUCGGGUCACACCAUUUGACACAGCGUGUCGGGGAAAGUGGGGAAAUAUUCAUUGAGUGUCCGUUCUAUGUCAAAAACCUCACCAAAACGCCAAAAGUUGUGAGAGGAAUUGGGCGCAUCGAUGUCACCGACAAGUUCUUCCUGUACGCCCCAGACCCACAAAGUCCUCUUGCGACGAAAAUUGAGUUUUUAGAAAGAAAAGUUGGACCGGGUAAAUCAAAGUCGAGUAUUGAGCCUACGAACAUCCAACUUGGGGAGACGAAAGUUGUGCGAAUAGAGGACGAGGUGCUUUCUAUAACAACAACUCCUUUUAUUGAAAGUCAGUACGCGACACAGUCCAUCUGCGUGUCUAUCAAAAAUCGCUAUAUACUCAAAAACAUGACGGAAGAGAUGUUUGUUGUGGACUUCAAAGAACGAUUUCAACCUCACGAUGAAAUGUUUGUCCAGCGCGGGUCUGUGAAUAUCGCACUUUUCAUUGCGAGUGAAAAGGAUUGCCAAAACAACACUCAAAAUUCCACAAAAGUGCUUUUAGACAAAGCCGAUGCCUACCAAGUCUUCUUCAAGACGAAGUCGUCUGGUAAAAUCUUUUCGCUGCAGACCAGUGAAGAGCGUGGAAUGUUCAUCACGAGUAUUUGUGGGUGUGAUGUCCCGCUGUUACACAUUGAGAAUUUGACGAAUGAAGUUGUCGAGUUAAAGCAGCGUGAGACGAAGACGACGUUCAAAUCGAAUCCUCAAAGUGUUAUUCCAUUUGCGUGGGUGUCACCAUCGUUAAGUCGUGAGAUCAUUUUAGAAGGCGUUUCCAUCAAUCCAUUAAAACUCGAGAACGAUUACUUCUUCUUUUCAACACAACAGAAUUCCACAACACCACUCAAAACUACGAGAAUUCGUGUUCUUCUCGAAGCAGACAAAAACUCGACAUUUCUGGUCAUCGGCGCGGCGGAGAAAGUCAACGAGCAACUUCAUCUUUCUCUCACGUUUGUGCUGUCGAAUUUGAAUAUUUCAAUUUUCAGAGCGAACGCCGUGGAGGAGAUUUCCGUCUCGAUUUUUGGGGUCAAAUGCGCUGUAAUGCAAAUGGAGAAGCACAUUGGGGUGGAGUGCCAGUUCGACUAUUUUCAGGCGGAUUUCAACAACUUUGAAGUGAACGCGGCGCCCGUUUUAAUCUCGCCGCGGCCAUUGGAAUGGAUCCAUAAUAACCGAAUUCCUUUAUUUCACGUUGGUGCGCUGUUAACGACGCAAAAAACAAGUACUUCUGAGAACGUCGUAUUUCUCACGUGUUUGACGGUGACGUUGCAGCCGAUUGAGAUGCUUGUAGAGAUCGACGUCCUCAGAGACUUGCUUGACACGUUUUACAUGUACCCGCCCAUAGAAUUUAUUGUGAAGAAUGAGGAGAAAGAGGUGACUAAAGAGACGUGGAUAUUUGUGGAGAAAGUUGUGAUCAAUUCGAUUGAUGUCAACGUCACACUGAAAAACGGACUGUUUGAAUAUGAUGAGGAGUACGACGCGGUGAAAAUCGUGACAAGCGUAGUGGAGAGCGGAGUCGACCGAAUUCCAAUAUGCAUUGAAAAACACACACUUGAGAAUUUGUACGUCUCGAGCAGCACGUUGUGGACGAGAAUUGGGAAUAAAGUAUUCGGCGAUUUGGACCAACUGAAGUGGACGUUUGUGACGCGUCUUGUAGGCUUCCGGUCGGUGGGGACGAAUUAUACAAUAGAGAAACGAGAGGAUUUCCAUCUGAGUGAUAUUCCGGACUUGGACGAGAAGCAAAAGAGACUUCUUGAGAUUCAAUUUACUCGCGCUGAAGUUUCAAGAAGAAGUUGUUCUCAGUCCAUUCCGACGCAGUUGUAUGAAGCGGAGAAAAACACGUUUGAGUAUGCGAUAUUGGACGGGACCAAGAACUUAGGAACUUCCGUCUAUCGCUCGGUGAAAGGCAUUUACAGCACAUCAGUGGGGCUCAGUGGAAUAGCUGAAAGUACCACAAAAGUGAAUGCGCCAUUUCUAUUCAUGGGAGGGUUGUUCUUGGGAGCGGCGGGAGUUUUUGUUCGGCCAUUUGAUGGGGUUUUUGGGCUGUUUAAAAGCUUCUCCGACGGCAUUUCGGGGAAGAGCUUUGGCCAAAUAGCGACGGAAAGGAUUCGCCCGCCACGGUAUUGUCCGGGGCAAGUCAUUGAAUUGAAUUUGAACGCGGCGGUGGGGUGGAGUGUGUUAAUGGAGUUAGAGGGAGGAGCGUUUAGAACGAUGCAGUACAAGACGUGGAUGAAAAAAGUCGAAGGAAAGAUGUUACGAGGAAUUGUAUUUACAGAGGAGGUGAUGAUCGGGUUUGAAAAGAGGAGCGGAACACAAGCAAAUUUCCUCUGGAAAAUUUUGUAUGACAAAAUCGGGUCGAUGGGAAAUGAUGGGAAGAACAUCGUCGUCUCACUGAAGACUAAUAUCAAGACGGGAAUGUUCUUCCAUAGAAAUGAUCGAUUUGUGUUACAAAACUGGGGCGUCGAGUCACUGCCAGUUAUCAAUAAAAUCAUUCUCGCUAUAAUGAAUAAACAAUGA
Messenger RNA from Entamoeba invadens IP1, 5151 nucleotides. RefSeq lists its product as hypothetical. The transcript has a single exon. The record is from RefSeq and is a predicted model, not a curated record. NCBI's taxonomy places the organism in Eukaryota, Evosea, Mastigamoebida, Endamoebidae. The coding region runs from base 1 to 5151 and encodes 1716 amino acids.